Molecule: messenger RNA, 691 nt
Organism: Nicotiana tabacum (common tobacco)
Lineage: Eukaryota; Viridiplantae; Streptophyta; Magnoliopsida; Solanales; Solanaceae
Product: heavy metal-associated isoprenylated plant protein 39
Molecular function (GO): metal ion binding
Source: RefSeq, a predicted model, not a curated record
UUUGGGUAGGCAUAAUUGUACACAAACUUCUCCUUAGCCACAUUUUGUCAAUUCAUUUUAUUGCCCCCUAUUUAACAAGGCCCCUUUUUCAAAAAUUCUUCAUUUUGGUCCAACAACUAAUCCUAGCAAACCCUUCAUUCUCCAAAUGGCUCAGAUGAAAGUGGUAAUGAAGGUUCUUACCAUGUCUGAUGAAAAGACAAAGCAGAAAUCCAUAGAAGCUGCAGCUGAUAUUUUAGGGGUAGAUUCAAUAGCAGCAGAUCUAAAGGAACAGAAACUAACAGUGAUAGGAGAAAUGGAUGCAGUGGCAGUGGUGAAGAAGUUGAAAAAGGCAGUGGGUAAAGUUGAUAUAAUAUCAGUAGGGCCAGCUAAGGAAGAGAAGAAAGAGGAAAAGAAAGAAGAGAAAAAAGAGGAAAAGAAAGAGGAAAAGAAGGAAGAAAAGAAAGAGGAAAAGAAAGAAGAGAAGAAAGAAGAGCCGCAGAAGUGACUUAUUAUUAUCCUCAAAUUAAAAGAGAAUAUCUCCAUUUGUUAGACAAUCCAAACAACCAUAAAAUCAUUCAAAGCUUUUUGUUAUAACAAGGUGAUAAAGAAGCUUUGGGUCUUCAAAAAUUGUUAAUUGUAUACGCAAUUGCAAGUAUGAAUCGCUUCUUUGUCUCUUUAGACUAAAUAAAAUUUUGAGAAACUUUUGUCUUGA